Molecule: messenger RNA, 6255 nt
Organism: Carcharodon carcharias (great white shark)
Lineage: Eukaryota; Metazoa; Chordata; Chondrichthyes; Lamniformes; Lamnidae
Gene: bmp4
Product: bone morphogenetic protein 4
Exons: 5
Coding region: 459-1685 (408 amino acids)
Biological process (GO): SMAD protein signal transduction; negative regulation of apoptotic process; BMP signaling pathway
Cellular component (GO): extracellular region
Molecular function (GO): growth factor activity; BMP receptor binding; cytokine activity
Source: RefSeq, a predicted model, not a curated record
UUGGCUUGUUAAAAUGGAUCUAAUAUGGGGUUUUGUGUGUCCGCGCCUUUCCUUAUAGCGCCUUAACCAGUCCAUUCCCGAUAAAUUGAAUUCAUUGGACCAAAUAUGCUGACAAGUUAUACCUAGCGAUAGUCAUGCAGAUAAAUUAGCUGCAAUUAUUUUGGAGUAUCUGCGUGCGGUAAAUCUAUGCAUUACUGUGGGCUCAAGUUCCGUGGAAUUUCACGCGGCAUCUUAUGCUACUCUGUAAUCGCGGCGUGUACCCGCCUGCAGCACUGGAAAUCAUUGUGUGUGUGGGAGAGCACCAUUCGUAUUCGCCGCUAUCCCCUAUGCUGCUCGAGCCCUGGGCUCCAUGCCCUACAUUGAUUGACAGGAGGGAUUCGAUAAUACGUAGCCGAGCAGCCAAGCUCUAGAGUCCCUGAGCUUUUCAAGAACUUGUCCAAGAUCGGCUGUCAAGAAUCAUGGACUGUUUUCAUCUGCCUUGUUUUCUAGACACCAUGAUUCCUGGUAACCGAAUGCUGAUGGUAAUUUUAUUAUGCCAAGUCUUACUGGGAGGUAAUGCUAGUCUGAUACCAGAGGAAGGGAGGAAAAAGUUCGCUGAGCAAAACCAGGCGGGUGGACGUCGCUCUCCGCAAAACCAUGAACUGCUACGCGAAUUCGAGGCCACUUUACUCAACAUGUUCGGACUGCAACGGCGUCCACAGCCCAGCAAAUCAGCCGUCGUCCCCCAGUACAUGCUGGAUCUUUACAGGCUGCAGUCCGGAGACGAGGUCACCCACGACAUUAACUUCGAAUACCCUGAGAGAUCUACGAGCCGGGCCAACACCGUGAGGAGCUUUCACCAUGAAGAACACUUGGAGCUGAUGCCAGGGCAGAGGGAAGACUCGCAACUCCGUUUUGUGUUUAAUAUCAGCGUGGUGCCCGAGAACGAGGUUCUCUCUUCUGCAGAACUAAGGCUGUACCGAGAGCAGAUCGACAGCGUUUGGAACUGGAAGGACGGAUUCCAUCGCAUCAACGUUUAUGAGAUUAUGAGAGCCCCCAGCGAGAAGGGCGACCUCAUCACCAGGCUCUUAGAUACCAGGCUGGUUCACCAGAACAGGACACGGUGGGAGAGCUUUGACGUGAGCCCGGCCGUGCUGAGAUGGACCAUGCAAAAGCAACCCAACCACGGUCUGGUGGUCGAGGUGAUCCACCUGAACGAGACGAAAAGCCGGCAAAGCACGCACGUAAGGAUUAGCAGGUCGCUGCACCAAAGGCACGGCGAUUGGUCCCAGCUCAGACCCUUGCUUGUAACUUUCAGCCACGAUGGCAAAGGACACGCUCUAACCCGGAGGGUGAAACGGAGCAGCAAAGGCCAGAGGCGCAAGAAAAACAAAUCGCACUGCAGGAGGCACUCUCUCUACGUGGAUUUCAGCGAUGUGGGCUGGAAUGACUGGAUAGUGGCACCGCCUGGUUACCAAGCUUUUUACUGUCACGGGGACUGCCCCUUCCCACUGGCAGAUCAUCUAAACUCAACGAAUCACGCCAUCGUGCAAACGCUUGUCAACUCUGUAAAUUCCAACAUCCCCAAAGCUUGCUGUGUCCCGACAGAACUCAGUCCCAUCUCAAUGCUUUACUUGGACGAGUAUGACAAAGUUGUUCUGAAAAACUAUCAGGAGAUGGUUGUGGAGGGAUGUGGGUGUCGCUGAGAAAUACAAUGAGAAUUGACUUUUUUUUUAUAUAUAUGAUGUCUGGACACUAUCCGUAACAGGCGUUCACCAUUACAUUAUUUAUGACUUAUGUGCAAAUGUUGACCAUAUGAUCAUAUAUUUUGACAAAAUAUAUUUAUAACUACAUAUAAAAGGAAAAUAAAAAUGAGUCAUAUUUUAAACGUAAAAUAAAUUUCUGUACAACGUCUUUGUUAACUGUAUAUUAGAAUGUAUAUGUUUAAAUUGGAAUAUAGAAAAAAUGUUCAUAAAUGUUCAUUAAGUGUAUUAUUUAUUAUUUUUCACCUUUUUCAGAGUUGAAUUCAGUGUGUAAGUGUAUGCAGAUUUAGAAAUCUAAGCUGAAGUACUUAAUGAGUCCCCCCUUUUUCUCUUAAAGGAAGCGCUUUAAGCGUUUGUCGUUCUUUUGUUGAGAAGCUGAUUUGUAAAAGGUGUGAACGGAGGUUUAACAUACAUGAAAAAAUGUCAACAGAUCCAGUUCUUGUGCUAAUAGAUGUAAAUAGGUGACUUCUGUUCACUGGGAAGCUGUUGAACAGUGAAUAACUCGAGAGAGGAGGAUGGCCUUGAAAAAGGACGUGGAUAAAUAUCACCUCCAAACGACUUGAUCUGCUUUACUGUUUUCAUACCUGUUUGUCAUUCAUUUCAUUGGCAGUUUGGACCCUGUGGCAGGAAUACUUUAAAACAGAUCAGAAAGCGCAACGCCACACCAUACAUCAGAAUCCUGUUAAAAGUGACCGCUCUUGUACCUAAACUAACAUUAAACCGAAUUUCCCCCGUGAUUAGACGUUAAUUUGCUGAAAUCCAUUUUCAGUGAUAGUAUACUUGUCACCAGGGGUUACUGUAUUACGAUUUUUAUCCUUUCAUCUGUCCUCCCCUUCCCCACCCCCACCACCCUCCAACUGUAAGAGGUUUUGCCUCCGAGCAAAUCAUUGUCAAACGAAUAUUAGGAAGGUAGCGAGAGGGUUAGCAGAUGUUAAUCAAGGCUGCAUGUAGCCUUAAUUUUUUGGAGAUGUUGAAAUGCAGACUGCUUAGGCCCAAAAGGGACCUAGCAGCCUUUAAAACUCAAAAAAGAGAACUCCAAGAGUUGCCUAAGCCUGCGCUCCCUGGAGUGUGCAGGUGGAGAGAGCAGAUCAGACCCUCAGGCAAAGGCAUCCAUGCUCCGCAAUUUACUCACGGCCCUGUUAGUUUUCAACUGUGGCCAACUUGAAUACAUCUUUAAAAAGGAUUUGAUGAUUGCAUUCCCUCAGGAAACAUUUGUUUUCGUUCCACAUCAUAUCUCCUAAACUGUAUACCAUGGCGGAGGGGGGGGGGGGGGCGGUGUGGAAUCGACUUUCAAGUUUGAAAUGUUUCGGAACUUAUUUUAGCCGUUAACUAGUCUGCUUCUGCCUUGGGUCUCUACACAAGUGACUUUGUUCGGUUUUUUUCUAAUGAAGUAGUCUAUAAUUGUACGUCAAGUUUAUUCCUUUACACUGUUUUGUUACGUGGCACCAGAAUUAUACGUGGACUUUAAAAAAAAUGUAAUUUUAACAUUUGCGAUUCUUAUACAUUUUACCGUAGCUUUUAAAAGGAAUUCAAAUGUUAGCCUUUGUUUGAUUUAAAUGCCGAGUUGGUUUGGUCAAGUAGACGCUUGCAGUCUGAGAUUGGUGCUGUAUAAAAAUACCAUUCGGCGGAAAGACGCCUUCUCUUAUGUUGAAAUGUUGCCUGGUUUUUACCUUCAAAGUUUGUGUGUGGUCUGGCCGUGCUUUUAAAUAUGAAUUAUAAAUAUUUAAUAACAGCUAGUGAACAGGCUAAUCAUUUAUGGUUGCGGAUGAACGGUUCUGGAAUGUCUGCUUCCAAGGACAGUGCCCUACUUAAAUGCCAGGUUGCAAAUUUUCAAUUUAAAUCCAAAAACGUGAUUUAAGUCAUUUUGCAGGCCUGCUACUGUUGCAGGUCUAGCCCCGUGAUGCUGGAGAGUACAUUUUACUUCCUAACGUUUCUGUCGAGAGUAAAAUUCCAGCAGCGAAAUUAUUUUCUCUGGAUUUGGAAAACGAAUGGAGGUGGGAGUUAAUUCCUACGUCAAACUCAGUUGCAAUUGGAUUUGAUAGAAGCGUUUUCAACUUUUUUCUUUCACUUGUGAUGACGACCUCCAGACAUGGCCCCAUUCCUUUGGUGCCCCCGCUCCAUAUUUAUAUGUGUAUAUACAAAUGAUAUACACAUCAUCAUCUCGAAAACAAUCCAGAAGGUGCCGCUUCACUGACUAAGAGCAGCGAGAACACCCAUCCUGUCACAGCUGCUGCAGCUGCAAAGUCAGGAACGCCUCUCCCAAGAUGUGAGCCUCCUGUUAUAGUCCCAGUACCGGAGCGCCACUCAAACAAACUGAAAUCCAUAUUGCCCAUCAUCUCUAACUGCCCGCGUCUGAUGCCGGCGCACAGCUUACAGUGGCUGUACUUCAAAACCGGCCGGAAAGGAAAUCACUCCUACGAAUUCUCCCUUCUGCCCAACAAUCGUUUUACUAUCUCUUCCAAAGGCCCGAGGCGGCGACCUGCUGCUUUCUCUUUGACGCCUGCAUAUCAGGCAUAGCCAUGCCGAGGAAAGAAUUUCAUUUUGAAGUGGCAAUAAGCUGAAGGGGAGUGCUUUUCAGCCGUUUGACAGUGCAAUUACACACAUUUCAACUGAUACGCUUCAUUCAGAUAACAUCGCCCUGCCAUUACAAAAUCUGGAAUGGUAAUUGUCUGGUAGCUCAUUACCCCAACACUCAAUUCUCCGAGCUACAUGAAAAACAAGCACACAUUUAUUAAAACGCUUCAGGAAAUGAAGCGACAGCCUUCCUGCAUAUGUGCAUACCUCUCUAGACUUCUUAGCGCCAUAAGCAAACGUUUGAAGCUAUUAACUGAUUGUAACAUUACACUUUUGGUAUUUCAGCUUUAGCCUUCGUUAAAAUAUAUCUGCACGAGUCUCAUUCUCUUCAAGUCUUGCCUACAGAGCCAUGUACACCAAAAUCAAAUCAUUAUUUUGUUAAUCAUUUCAGUUUCAAAAUCGUUCCUUUGUUCCAAUUUGAUUCCAUUCAACAGGCUCCAACAUGUAGAAAGCUGGUUCUUUUCAAACCUGCUAUAAACCGGCACAGUAGACUUUUGCAGAAAAUAUUUGUUUUAUAGCAUGUUAAAUGCACAAUUUUGUAUUGCAAGGACGCAUUGAAAUUAAGCUUAUUUUUCCUGUGACUUCCAUCACGUAUAAUUUAAUUUGCAUAAUUAAUGAACAAUAAACAACAAAUCGCUUUCGUGUAAUUUAAUGUGGAAGCAAUUCCGAAAUUGGAACUUCAUUUAAACACAAACAAGAGCACCCUUGUUAAACUGCUACACUUCCAAUAAAGAAUUCAUGAGCUGCAUUGAAGCAGAGAAACUCCUAACUCACUUGUAUUCCCUUCUGUGCUGUCGGUGUAGCUCAAGGGAAGAAUUCAAUCAAAUGAUUUAAUCUGCACUAUUCUUUAUUUCAUCUUAAUACAAAUAGACAUGAGUUGGGUUUGAGUUUAGAUCGAGAGGUGGUGAUAAUGAAGGUGAAAGAAACGGCGCAGUAGAAUUCUGCACAUGAAAUUAAAGAUACGUUUUAUAUAAAUGUUAAAGAUGAGAAGUCUGGUUAAUGAAUGCAUUCAAAUAUCACCAAUUCUGUUUAAUUCAUCCUUUGUAAAAUUAUAUUCCCACUAUAAAUUUGUCUUCUGUUUCCUUUGCUUAGCAUCAGGUCUUAAGGUUUUAUUUUUAAGGUUUGCAGGGUGCAUUAGUGCAACUUUAGAGUCAGCACUAGAUGUCACCAGGUCAUGUUAGGUCUGGUAUUUAACUCCAAUGUGAUAUCAAGCCAGGAGUAAAAACUGUCCCAGUGGUACCAUGAAUCUCCAGGACACAUUUCAAAUCUACCUGCAGUAAUUUAAAUGACUGGGUGAUACUGACACCUCAACUUUCCCCUUCUAACUGCUUUAUGUUUUAAUUAUCAGGGACGAGCCCUGCACAUGCUUAUAACCACACAUUUACCAGAUUUCUCAUGGGCUGAAUGAUUGGAGUUCUAGCCACGUGGUAUACUACAACUUGUACAGAUUUGAGACUGACAGUUGCAUUGAGAUGGCAGUGUAAGAUGCAAAAGUAAUCAUAAUUAUUCAUGAACAUAUUAUUCUCAUUAUCUGGAGGCAGCUGUAUGGACAGAGCAUCGUUCAACUCAGUUUUCAUCAGCCUUCAGUGUAGUACAUCCUCUGUCAUGAUUUGAUCAAAUUCUAUACCGUAUUAAUUUGUUAGCACUUUGCUUUUGUGACAACUUACAAAAUGUUAAGAUAAUUUCCAGUGAUAUCUCAUGAAGCACCAAUGAUACAAACAUUAUAGACCAAAAAUGAAUAACACAGUGCCUAUAAAAUGUUUACCUUUGUUAGUUGUUAUUUAAAAAUCUCUAGUUUGCUGAAUCCAAAUCCACAUGAUUGAUUAUAAAUGCCUGCAAUUAUUCAUUUUGGUAAAAAAUGGAUUAGGCAAGUAUGUGUGAGUUGAUGACAUGCAUAUUUAUGAGUCAGUAAAUAAAUGAGCCAUUUUAAAGAAAAUAA